This is a messenger RNA of Peronospora matthiolae, 855 nucleotides long. Lineage: Eukaryota; Oomycota; Peronosporomycetes; Peronosporales; Peronosporaceae. The record is from the annotation of a GenBank genome assembly.
AUGGUCCCGGAACCCCAGCGGAGCUUUCGCCUACAUAUCGCCAGAGUCUUCCGCAUCCGAUCGCUCUCCGACUUUGUGCGAAGUGGAUCUUCCUGGCCGUCUCAGACAGACUUUGUUUCGCGUCUUAUGGACUUCACGCUACUGUCCACAGCCCCUGGUCUCCAAAUCAAGUGGUUGCGCGUGCUUUACAAGGAGACGACACAGAUUGUUGAACGUCUGAAUGCACGUUCGAUCGUAUGGCCCGCUUCGCCUCCUUUAACUCAAGUGGCUCCCUACUUGGGCUGCACGAUUGGUCCAAAGACAUUUCUGGUCCCUGCAAUUCCGCGGACCGCGCUUCUCGGUGUGGUUUGGCAGCCUGUGAUGCCAGCUAAACCGCAUCCCAUGACUAUGCACUCGCGACACGUCGACGAUGAGCAGAUCACCUCGGUCAUCAAGCAUGGUAAGCAUUUGCGCAAGAUCCUGCUUCCUGUCUUUGAAGACCUGCAGUUCCGCGUGACCUUUCGUCUUUUGCCAUUGCGCGCUCGAUUUUGGUUUCUUAUCGCUUCGAACCCGCGUAUUCAGUAUUGUGUGCGCGAUGGAUGCAAUGCGAUCGAGACAGAGCAACAUUUGUUUUUCGACUGCACUCUCGCAUCACGUCUGUGGGGUCACUUGAAUCAAGUGAUGUCCUUCUUCUUUCGUACGAGGCCGACAUGGUUGGACAUUGUUUUGGCGAAAAAAAUGCGCGUGCGCGGUAAGUGGAAAAUUAAUGUGGGCGCCAUUCACGAUAUCUGGGAUGCUCUUCGUACGGCAGCUCUUCACUUUAUCUGGAAAGACCGCAAUCGAUGCUUGUUUGAUGGACGGUUGCCUACACCGUAA